Molecule: messenger RNA, 1188 nt
Organism: Exophiala dermatitidis NIH/UT8656
Lineage: Eukaryota; Fungi; Ascomycota; Eurotiomycetes; Chaetothyriales; Herpotrichiellaceae
Exons: 3
Coding region: 1-1188 (395 amino acids)
Source: RefSeq, a predicted model, not a curated record
AUGGCUUCCGCAGACGUUCUCCUUCCCCCACCAUCAGAUUUUGGUGGUGCUGUCAGCAGAAAGCGAACCAAUUCAGCAGCAUCAAGAUCUUCCUUCAGCAUGGCUCCCGCCGUCCCAAGACAGGUUGUUUUUGACCCAGCAAAGCAUCUCAACUUCAAGCAUCCUGAACGGGUCUGGACCAUGGAAGAGAUCGGUAUGGCCAAAAAGGGUGUUUCUCCAAUUGCUGUGUCAGAGCCAUUCCCUCUCUUCACUGAAGAAGCAGUCCAGCAGAUGAGAGCGGAAGUUUUGAGCAAACCGGUCCUUGAGAACUGCAAGUACUCCAGUAACUUGGCCCAGUCUCAGUUGAGAGGUUUCGCCCCCGAAUACGCUCCUUUUGUGUACGACGUCUGGCACAGCCCAGAGAUACUCUCCAUCGUGUCCAAGAUUGCAGGAGUCGAGCUUGUCCCGGCGCUUGAUUUUGAGAUUGCGCAUAUCAACCUCUCCACCGUUUCUGAGGAGCAGAAAGAGGCUGUCAAGCAGGCUUUGCAAGAAAAGGUGCAGCGUGAGGCGGAUGAAGGUGUCUCCGGAUGUCCUUACGAGGAUGACGCGCCCAUUGUCGAUUGGCACACUGACAGCUACCCGUUCGUUUGUGUCACCAUGCUUAGCGACUGUACCAACAUGAUCGGCGGUGAGACGGCUUUGCGCAAGGGUGAUGGUGAGAUCAUGAAAGUCCGAGGACCAGGCAUGGGUCACGCCGUGAUCCUUCAGGGACGCUACAUUGAACAUCAAGCGCUCCGAGCUCUCGGUACAUCGGAACGCAUCACCAUGGUGACCUCGUUCAGACCCAAGUCUCCAUUUACCAAGGACGACACUGUUCUCACUACUGUCCGCGCCAUCUCUGACCUUUCCGAGCUUUACUCUCAGUAUGCUGAAUAUCGCCUGGAGAUGUUGGAGGAACGCGUCCGAGCGCAUCUCAAACAAGUUCGAGAGCAGAAAAAAGCCCGUCGAGGAUUCAAUACUGCGGCGACGAAGAUGUUCAUUGCUGAGCAGAAGGCAUUUCUCGAUUCGAUGCUCGCUCAAAUGGUCGACGAAGACAAGGUGACCAUCGGCUUCACCGACGGCGAGGCGCACCUCAUCAGUGACGAGUUGAAGGCACAGUCGCGCAAAAAGAUACGUUUUCAACCAGACAGUGCUAUUGACGUAGCAUAG